This is a messenger RNA of Gossypium arboreum, 754 nucleotides long. RefSeq lists its product as uncharacterized. The transcript has 3 exons. NCBI's taxonomy places the organism in Eukaryota, Viridiplantae, Streptophyta, Magnoliopsida, Malvales, Malvaceae. Bases 189 to 425 code for a protein of 78 amino acids. The record is from RefSeq and is a predicted model, not a curated record.
CACCAAAUGCCAAUUCAGACCCAUUUAACUUUCUUUAUUAGCAUUUACUUCUUCUGUUCUCCAUUGUUUUACUUUCCUCAUUAUUAAUUCUCCCAUUUUUCCUUUUUGCCUUCAAGAAAUUUCCAAGUUCUUCUUCAAAACCCUCACAUCCCACUCGAUCAAAAGAACUCAAAUCUUUAUCAUCCACCAUGGGAGGAGGAAAUGCCCAAAAAUCCAAGAUGGCUCGUGAGAAGAACUUGGAAAAGCAAAAAGCUGCCGCCAAAGGAAGCCAGCUUGAUUCUAACAAGAAGGCCAUGACCAUCCAGUGCAAGGUGUGCAUGCAAACAUUCAUCUGUACUACAACAGAAGUGAAAUGCCGGGAGCAUGCUGAGGCGAAGCAUCCUAAAUCCGACCUAUACACAUGUUUUCCUCACCUUAAAAAGUAGCACACUGGGGAAGUGGAGAUGGCUUGUAGCAUGCAUCUAUCUUGUCCCAUUGGUACUGUAUGAGUAACUUCUUAAAAUCUCUCUCACAAAAGCCCUAUAAGCUCUCACUUGGUGAUUUCGAUGAUGCAAUUGUCAUGUCGUGUUCUGUCUCGAUACUUGCUUGUUGCUUGAUUUUGAUAUGAUUAAUGUGGUAAAGCUGGUGGUGUUAUUUGUGGUGCUGUUUUUCCUUAACCUCUCUUUGCCACUUUGCCAAUGAUUCCAUGCUUAAACUUAAAUGCAUGUGACGUGUAUGCUUACAAAAAGAUUAUAAGGAAAACCAUUUCCUAAAA